AUGGCGACAUCACAGACACAUGAGAAAACGAUCCAUCUUAGCCAAGAUUCGCCUGAUCCAGAAGUGCUCGAGGGCAAGGUUGACGACCUCGAGGAGCACGAAGUGUUCCAGAAGGAUGGCGAGGUGAACUUCCGUACCGUUGGCUGGCCACGUGCAUCGGUCAUCUUCUUGAAGGUCAUCUUCGCCACGGGCGUCCUAUCCAUCCCGACAGCUAUGGUAUCAUUGGGAGCCAUUGGCGGCGCACUCAACGUGAUCGGGUUUGGUAUGCUCAAUACCUAUUCUGGCGUCAUAACCGGCGACUUUCGGAACAGACACCCCUAUUGUCACUCCGUCGCAGAUAUGGCCAUGGAAGUCGGCGGAAUCUGGGUGCGAGAGAUCACUGGAAUCCUCUUCAUAAUCGCAUAUAUUCUCUGUACUGGAUCUGGUAUUCUUGGCGUGGCCAUCGGGCUCAACGCUCUCUCGACCCAUACUGCGUGCUCAGUGUGGUGGGCAUUCUUGGCUACCAUAGUGGUCGCUGUUGCUGCCUCCGUUCGCAAGUUCCAUCAAAUCGGCUGGCUUACAUGGGCCGGAUUCACGAGCAUCUUCAUAGCGGUCUUCAUUAUUGUCGUUGCCGUCACGACUCGAGACCGGCCUGCUGCUGCACCCCUGACCGGAGACUACGACCUAGGAUACUAUACCGUCCCCUCCGGUGUCACCUUUGCAGCUGGAGUCGUGGCUUCUUGCACCAUCUUUGUUUCGUCAGCAGCGACCAGCGCCUUUCUGCCCGUCAUUAGCGAGAUGAAAAAUCCAAAGGACUAUCGCAAGGCUUUGUUCGUCUGCAUGGGCCUGGUCACGUCUGCAUACCUGGCCUUCUCACUGGUGGUAUACCGCUGGUGCGGAAAAUGGGUCGCCUCUCCCUCACUCGGAAGCGCUGGUCAGACCGUGAAGAUGGUCGCCUUCGGAGUAGGCCUGAUCGGACUGAUCGUCAGCGCGUGCCUUUACUUACAUAUCGCCGCCAAAUACGUCUUCGUAAGAAUCCUACGCGGGAGCAAGCACCUACAAGCGAAUACUGCUGUACAUUGGGGGACUUGGCUUGGCUGCACCUUUGGUCUUGCCGCUCUUUCGUUCAUCCUUUCGCAGGCGAUCCCAAUAUUCAACUAUCUGCUGGCUUUGACAGGAAGCUUGUGCUUUGCGCCGAUUACUAUAGCACUUCCCGGAUGGCUUUGGCUUCAUGACCACAUGUCCUAUCGGAGAGGCACCGCAUCGCAGCAAAUUGCUUUCUGGUUCCACGUACUCCUCAUCCCGCUUGGGUUGUUCUUCCUGGUUGCUGGCACCUACGGGGGGAUCGAACAGAUUAUCCAGGCUUAUGCGGAUGGGCUUAUUGGCUCUGCGUUUUCCUGUGCGGACAAUUCUGGUUCCACCUAA
Molecule: messenger RNA, 1404 nt
Organism: Fulvia fulva
Lineage: Eukaryota; Fungi; Ascomycota; Dothideomycetes; Mycosphaerellales; Mycosphaerellaceae
Product: N amino acid transport system protein
Exons: 7
Coding region: 1-1404 (467 amino acids)
Biological process (GO): amino acid transmembrane transport
Cellular component (GO): vacuolar membrane
Molecular function (GO): amino acid transmembrane transporter activity
Source: RefSeq, a predicted model, not a curated record